GAGAAGCGGCUGGGGGCGGAGAUCGCCCCUCCGGAGCUGUUUGUUCCUAUUGCUCUGUGUGUGCAGGGGGAGGAGGGUCCUGGCCGGCCGCCUUCCCCUGCUCUCGCUGAGCUCUAUGUGAGGGGAUCGGGGCGCUGAUGUGCCUGGGCAGGGGCGGCGGCGGCGGCGCUGCUGCUGCUGCCGGCGGAGGAGAAGGAGGCUAGCGGGGCUGCGGUCUGUCCGGCGGGCCCGGCGCCGGGGGGAUGCAGCGGAGCGUGGGCCGGGGGGGAGCUGAUCGGAGAGGGAAAGCCGCCGCCGCCGCCGCCCGGAGAGGCCGAGGAGGAGCGGAGCGGAGCAGCCCUGACAUGCCUUUCCCUCUGCCUCCUCUCCAGCGGCCAUGUUAGCCCGGAAAGCCUCGGCGAGCGCGGCUGCGGGAGCUGCCUACCCGGCGGGCAGGGGAGGGGACAGUGGCCGCCAGCUGCAGUCUUCCCCGGGCAUCGGAGCCGGGGGAUCCCGGACGGGAGCUGGGACCGGCCCGCCAUCACCCAUCGCCUUGCCGCCGCUUAGGUCCAGCAACACCGCCCACACGGUUGGAGGCAAUAAGCACACAAUGAAUGAGCACCUGCACGUUGGUAGCCACGGACAGAUUCAGGUUCAACAGCUGUUUGAAGAUAAUAGCAACAAGAGGACAGUUCUAACAACACAACCAAAUGGGCUUGCAGCAGUAAGCAAAUCUGGAUUGUCAGUGGUGCCGGACAGACAGAUAGACAGUGCUCAUAGACGACAGGGGAGCUCCAGUUCUUUAAAAUCGACAGAUGGGACAGGGAAGGUGAAAGCCUCCUUUAUGAUACCAGAGCAAGCAAUGAAGCAAUACAUGCAAAAACUAACAACCUUUGAGCAUCAUGAAAUUUUCAGUUACCCUGAAAUAUACUUUUUGGGUCCAAAUGCAAAGAAGCGGCCAGGUGUGAUUCAAGGUCCAAACAAUAGUGGUUAUGAUGAUGACCAGGGGUCUUACGUGCAAGUACCCCAUGAUCAUAUUGCAUACAGGUAUGAGGUCCUGAAAGUAAUAGGGAAAGGAAGUUUUGGGCAAGUUGUGAAGGCUUAUGAUCACAAGACCCAUCAACAUGUGGCGUUAAAAAUGGUGAGAAAUGAAAAACGUUUCCACCGUCAAGCUGCAGAAGAAAUUAGAAUUCUGGAGCAUCUAAGGAAACAGGAUAAGGAUAACAACAUGAAUGUUAUUCACAUGCUGGAAAACUUUAUAUUCCGCAGCCAUAUCUGCAUGACAUUUGAGUUGCUGAGCAUGAACCUUUACGAGCUAAUAAAGAAAAACAAAUUUCAGGGCUUCAGCCUGCCAUUAGUCCGCAAGUUUGCCCACUCAAUUUUACAGUGCUUAGAUGCUUUGCACAAGAAUAGAAUCAUUCACUGUGACCUUAAACCAGAGAACAUUCUGUUGAAGCAACAGGGUAGAAGUGGUAUUAAAGUUAUUGAUUUUGGCUCUAGUUGUUAUGAGCAUCAACGUGUCUAUACUUACAUUCAGUCACGUUUCUACCGUGCUCCGGAAGUGAUCCUGGGUGCUCGUUAUGGGAUGCCUAUCGAUAUGUGGAGCUUGGGCUGCAUUCUAGCAGAGCUUUUAACAGGUUACCCGCUCUUACCUGGAGAAGAUGAAGGGGACCAACUGGCUUGUAUGAUAGAGCUACUGGGCAUGCCGUCCCAAAAACUACUGGAUUCAUCCAAACGAGCCAAAAAUUUUGUGAGCUCUAAAGGUUAUCCCCGUUAUUGUACCAUUACCACAUUGUCUGAUGGUUCUAUAAUACUCAAUGGUGGCCGCUCCCGAAGGGGAAAAUUGCGUGGCCCACCGGAGAGCCGAGAGUGGGGGAACGCAUUAAAGGGAUGUGAUGAUCCCCUCUUCCUUGACUUCUUAAAACAGUGUUUAGAAUGGGAUCCUGCUAUACGCAUGACACCCAGCCAGGCUUUACGGCAUCCCUGGCUUAGGAGACGUUUGCCAAAGCCUCCAACUGGAGAGAAGGCAUCGGCAAAACGAAUAACAGAAAGCACUGGUGCUAUAACGUCAAUUUCCAAGUUACCUCCAACAUCAAGCUCGGCUUCAAAACUUAGGACUAAUUUGGCACAGAUGACAGAUGCCAAUGGGAAUAUUCAGCAGAGAACAGUGUUGCCAAAACUCGUUAGCUGAGUUUGAAUAACCCAAUGCUGGUCAUACGAGAAAUGCUACAUUGCUGAGCCUUAUUCAUAUGAAAAAGUAGCUCAGAUUUUUAUUUGCUCAAUAACUUUAUUCAUUUGUAUCUUUUCAGCACUCAUUUUAAAUGUAAGAAAUUUUGAUUUUGUUUUUAUAAAAAUAUGGGGACAAUGCUUUAAGUUUUUAUACUUAUUUUUAAAAGUGUUUGUUUUCUAAAGUACAAUUAGCCUUACUGUAAUUAGUGUGGUACAGUAAUAAACAUCAGUGGCAGGCCACUGGUUACAACACGACUGUCAUGCAUUACAGCUUAGUGUCAAAGGUGUUAACCAUUUUUUUCCACAUGGUUCAUGUUAGUUUUCCCGUGGACAGAGGUGAAAGUGGGCAGCAGUGCUUUAAGGACUCUCCUUAAAGUCACUUCCCCGUUUUCCCCGCCCCGGGGCCGCCAGUGUGGGGGGGAUGGGGCAGCUGCCCCGGGGCCCGGCGAUUUAAAAGAGCCCGGGGCUCCUGGCUGCUGCUACUGCAGCAGCGGCUGGUGCCCCGGGCCCUUUCAAUUGCCACUGGAGCCCCGGGUGGUGCAGGCCAGGCAGCGUGGAAUGGCUGGCUGGGGAAGGCUGACCCCCCCCACCCUGCCCCUUCCACCCAAGGCCCCGCCCCUUCCCGGGGCCCAUACUGGUAAGUCUUUUAUCUUACUUUCACCCCUGCCCUUGGGGUAAAUUUGCAAUACUCUUCCUUCUCUGAAUUCAUUUACAGAUAUAGGUCCUGAUCCUACAAACACUUACACAAGUGCUUAAUUUGAUGCCGGUGAGUCUAGUUACAUGAGUACAGUCAAGCACCUGUGGAAUGGGGGCCAUAGCAUGUUUUCAUUUUCCAUACAGUAGCUUGGAAGAAAUGAUAUUUUGUAACAAUGAUAUAGCUAAAUCCUAUAGAUUUUUUUGAAAAGAAAAAACAACAUUAAUGAUUAAAAUAAAUGUUCAAAUGUAAGCCAAAAAAAAGAGAAGAAGCUGUGUCCAGCACUAAAAUUACCCAAGUGGCAUUCAUAUUAUAUAAAAAAGAGAGAGAUGAACAGACAGUGGGAGAAUAAAUGAAGGUGGGAAUAUGUGUUAAUGUGACAAAGGAGCUACUUUCUAUAGAUGAAGUUAUAUAAAGCAAAAUGUUUUGCACAUAACUUUAGGUGUACAACCUAUAUUCAUGUUUGGUUUCCUUUUUUUCUCCUGUUUUCUUCUCUCUCUGCUUAAGUACAGCUAGGCCUCACUACAUCAUACAUUCAUUUUCAUACUGUAUCUUACAGACUGUUAAUGCAACACAAAUUUCACAGAUUUUUUUUUCCAGAUAAUCUGUUUGAUGGAUUAUGAAUUCUUUGGCACAUUUUAACUUCAGAUCAAAUCAGAGUACAAGGGCAAAUGUUGUUUUGCUCCUUCAAGAUAACUAUUCAUUUUUAGAAAACAAGACACUAGACAAGAAAGUCACUAACCUAAAGAAUGUUAAUUCUGAGCAUCUGCAAGUGUUAAUUGUUUCCUCAGUGGAAUGAUUGGAAGACAUAAAGUUAAUCAGUGAAAUAAACUGAUGCACUACAUCUCUAGGGGACAAAACAUUAAGGAAAAGAUAAGUGGUUUGAAUUAAUCGCUAGCAUGGUAGCUGAAGAAAACUUUGAAGGAAUGGUAGAGAUUUAAGUAGAUUUGUGUUUGUGUGUUGUUUUUUUUAAACUGCACUCAGAGAAGGAAGAUGGUCUUUUUCAAGGAGUGAUCUCUAGAGUUAGGGUGAGAAUGGUCACACAUGUCAUAUGUUUUCACUAGUAACAGUUUGUUAAAAUCAGUAUUAUAUUUCAAGCAAUGACCAUGAUCUACCUUGGAUGUAUGAAGUACAUGAAAAGGAAAUUUUGAAGAAAGUAGAACAUAAUCUAAAAGGAUUUGCGGAUGUCAGAACAAGAGAAGUUUGGGUGGGUUGCAUAAAACUUCAAUAACUUUAUUAUAAACAAUGUUUAUAUGCACAGAUUGCAUUAAAUUACUUGUAAAAGUUAUUAAAAAUACUUAAAGCAUGGUCCCCAGAGAGGCCAAGAAAGUUUCCGGUUAAGUUCUCAUUCAUAUUCAUUCAGAUUUUUCAUUUAAAAAGAAAGCAACAUAAGUUUUAUUUAACUAAAGACUCUGGGGGCGGGGUAUGGAAAAGAAAUGACACUACUCUCAGGAAACAUAUAAUACAACUAUUUGCCAAAAAGUCAGUACACAAAGAAAUCCUGAAAAUUAAUUUCUGAUAAAGGAUGGUGUUUAUUGAUGAUUGAUAACAUUAAACAUUCAAACACUGAUAAACUAAUUUUUCUUACUAUAUUUUUUAAAUUAUAGUUUCCUGCCUCUAGUCAAAUUUUAAAUUAUUUAGAAAGUGUUAAAUGUAAACAAUUUUAUACAAUAUGUGGAAGUGCAAUAUAUAAACAUGUAUGGAAUCAUAUUCAAAAAUGAAAUAUAAUACAAAUAGGUAACAGUGGCUUCUGGAAUCUAAAUAUCUGGUGAUUGACAAUUGGUAAUUUCUAGGUCUGGAAAAACAUUUAUUUACAUGUAAAAUAAACCAGUUAAGCUCCUACCCUCCAGCUGUUUAGGAAAUCAGCAAGGGAUAAAACAGGAAUUCCAUUAUGUUAGAAAAAAUGAUUCUCCCCCCCCCACCCCGUAUGUUUUCUAAAUUAAACAUUGGAACCUGUACCUGCCUUUAAUGUAAAUUUAAGGUGAAAAUAUACAUAAUGGUCAUGGGUCAUUAGUAGACUAAAACCACUACAUUUUCCUUUUCAUGUAACCAGUUUUUUAAAUACCAGUAAUGCAUUUGUGAUGGACUUUAUUCAUAAAUGCUACCGGAAACUUUUAAGCCAAAAUAUAGUGUGCGGAGCUAUUUUUAACCCAAAUACAGUAAACUUCCUCUUCAUUUAAAAGAGCAGCUAUAUUAUGGAUUUUAGUGAUAUAGCUCUUGUUAUUGUAGCUUAUUUAUAAAUGUAAAAAGAAGGGGGGGGGAAGAAACUGAUAUUGCCUCUUGCUUUGAUGUGAUUUAAUGAUAAGGGCUCUGAUAAUUAGGCUGAUAGAAGUGGCUUGGAAACAGUGCUUAGUCUCACAUGUUACCAUUGUCUAGAGAUGUCUGAGCUAUUUUCAGAUUUCGUAAUAGCACAGUGUUGUCUUGUCUUUGGUUGCAGUCUCAUUGGACUCAGUUUCUUGCACCACUGGAGUGUUCAUUACCACUUAAGUGUAUUGGAACAACAGAGUGAUGCAAGACGUGUAGAUUAACAACAGAGGAUAGAUUGUGCUCUUGGUGUUAACAAUGUGCCUUUUGUUAUAAAUGCCAUUUUGUAGGGCAGACAUCUUGGCCUGUUUAACCCUUUGAAUACUAGAUAAUAAGGAUGAAAUCUAUUUUUAAAUGCUAGAUCUAUCUUAAAACAUCCUGUACGUUUUCAAAGCCUUAAUAGAAAACAUAAGGCAAUCACACUACGUUGGAUAAAACAUUCUGUUAUUGUAGUAACUUCUAUGUUGCUUAAGGGGUUAAAGAUGGCACUUCAUGGUUAGUUGUAUCUUAACAUCAGACUGAUUUUUUUAAUAUGUUUUUGUUAUGGUAACACUAGUGGAAAUCAACUGUAUUUGUAAAAAUUUACCUCAAACUGCUUAAUUUUAUAGUGUGAUUUAAUCCCAGGGCAUUUGGUAUGAACCAAAGUGCAUUCCUUUUAUAUGUGCCUGGCUCUAAUAAAGAUGGCCAGGGAUUUUUACAAUUUGGGUGCAAGGCACUUAAGCCACUUUUAACUUGGUGGGUGGUUUGGAGCGAUAAAGGACUCCAUAAGAAUGUUAAAACACUUUAGACAUAAGUAGCAUUGGGCUAUAUUUGAAUCUUUAGGAAAGUGUGUGUAUUAUUUGAUGCUCUCCAUUUUUAUAACACCUUUUUGUCCCCAUCAAGAAUAUUUCUGGUAAGUAGGAGACUUUUUUUUUUUUUUUAAUUCUUGCUGUCAGUAAAGAUUUUAAUAUUGCCCAACUUGAUGCUGCGGUAGCAUUUAAAUAAAAAAAAGCAUUUGUGAAUUAUUGUUUGUAGGGGCUUGUACAUCUCUGCUACAAAUUGUAAUUACUCAGCUCAACUGCUACAAUUACGUCUAAGCAGUAGCUUGGGUUUGUAUUGAGCAACGACUUAGACACGUGACUGUAAUAUGCUGCAACUGUGUGUACUGAAAACGUGAAAAAUGAUUGAAUGUGGACUGUGUAUAUAUGUUUGUAUAAUUUUCUGUGAGAUGCUGCUGUCGCCACUUAACAUGAAAUAUGUUGUAGUGGAUUUUAAUCCUAGUGGCCAGUUUUAUGAUACUGUAUGUAUUGUACAGCUGAUGACAGGAGUAAGACUGUUUUAGUGCAUAUUUGUUACAGUUUAUUGUUGUGGCCAGAGAUCAUUUCAGAAUAAAACUUUAUGUCCUACUUUU
Chelonia mydas (Green sea turtle) is the source of this 6596-nucleotide messenger RNA. It is a transcript of the gene DYRK2, whose product is annotated as dual specificity tyrosine phosphorylation regulated kinase 2. The transcript is spliced from 3 exons. Lineage: Eukaryota; Metazoa; Chordata; Testudines; Cheloniidae. Gene Ontology annotation, molecular function: ATP binding; protein serine/threonine kinase activity; protein serine/threonine/tyrosine kinase activity. Gene Ontology annotation, biological process: peptidyl-threonine phosphorylation; peptidyl-serine phosphorylation. Gene Ontology annotation, cellular component: nucleus. The record is from RefSeq and is a predicted model, not a curated record. Bases 377 to 2170 code for a protein of 597 amino acids.